Molecule: messenger RNA, 4413 nt
Organism: Chrysemys picta bellii (western painted turtle)
Lineage: Eukaryota; Metazoa; Chordata; Testudines; Emydidae
Gene: SERBP1
Product: SERPINE1 mRNA binding protein 1
Cellular component (GO): cytoplasm; nucleus
Molecular function (GO): mRNA 3'-UTR binding
Source: RefSeq, a predicted model, not a curated record
GCCCGGCUGUUCCUGGCGCCGGAAGAGAAGCGGGUCUCUUUGGGGCCGGCCAUCUUGUGUGGUAUCGCGAGCAGGGGGCUGGGGCCUGGGCAGCAUCGGAGGAGGAUCCCGCCGAGAGGGGCCCAUCAUGCCCGGACACCUGCAAGAAGGGUUCGGCUGCGUCGUCACCAACCGCUUUGACCAGCUCUUUGACGACGAGUCGGACCCCUUCGAGGUGCUGCGGGCGGCCGAGAGCCGGAGGAAGGAGAGCGGCGGCGGCGGCGGGAGCCAAGGGGGCGGCGGCGGCGGGACCCGCAGCGGGCAGGCGGCCCAGGCCAACUCCUCUGGCGGGGUCGGCAGCGGGGGCUCGGGCCAGGCCGGGGGAGGCGGCGGCGGCAGCAGCAGCGCGGCCAAGCAGCUGCGCAGGGAGUCACAGAAAGAGCGCAAGAACCCGCUGCCCCCCUUCGCUGCCUCGCCCGGGGGCGCCGGCGACCGCAGGGAGGAGGGCAGCGGGCAGCCCGCCGCGCCGCUUAGGAAGGAAGGUAUAAGACGAAUUGGCAGACGGCCUGAUCAGCAGCAGCAGCAGCAGCCGCCUCAGGGUGAAGGCAAGCCUAUUGAGAGGAGACAGGAGAGACGACCGCCUCGUGAACGCCGAUUCGAUAAACCCGCUGAAGAGAAGGGUGAAGGAGGGGAAUUUUCUGUGGAUAAACCCGUUAUUGACCGACUUGUGCGUGGUCGUGGUGGUCCAGGCGGAAGAGGUGGACGUGGUGGUCGUGGACGUGGAAUGGGCAGAGGAGAUGGCUUUGACUCCCGUGGCAAACGUGAAUUUGACAGACAUAGUGGAAGUGAUAGAUCUUCUCUCUCACAUUCCCAUUUCAGUGGCCUAAAGCAUGAGGAUAAACGUGGUGGCAGCGGAUCACACAACUGGGGAACCGUCAAAGAUGAGCUAACUGAUUUGGAUCAGUCAAACGUGACCGAGGAAACACCAGAAGGAGAGGAACACCCACCUGCUGAUUCUGAGAAUAAAGAGAAUGAGGUGGAAGAGGUUAAGGAAGAAGGCCCAAAAGAAAUGACCCUGGAUGAAUGGAAAGCUAUUCAGAAUAAGGAUCGUGCAAAAGUUGAAUUCAACAUCCGUAAACCAAAUGAGGGUGCUGAUGGGCAAUGGAAAAAAGGAUUUGUUCUCCAUAAGUCAAAGAGUGAGGAGACAAAGGGGAUGACAGAAAUGCCGGGGAGUCCGCUGGAGUCAAAUGAGGCUCAUGCUGAAGACUCUGUAAUGGAUCAUCACUUCCGUAAACCAGCAAAUGAUAUUACGUCCCAGCUGGAGAUCAAUUUUGGAGACCUUGGUCGCCCCGGACGUGGUGGCAGAGGUGGUAGAGGUGGCCGGGGGCGUGGUGGAAGGCCCGGGCGUGGAAGCAGAACUGACAAGUUGGUGAAGGAGUUUGACGUGAUCCACACACCCAAUCAGUCAAGUGCUUCUGCUCCUGAUGUAGAUGACCCAGAGGCUUUCCCAGCUCUGUCCUAAACUGGAUGUCAUAAGCCACCUCUGCCCCCUCGCUGGGCCCUCCUCUACGAGGCUUGCAUGCUUAAGGAUCCUAAACAACUAAGAAAUUUAAAAAAUGAGACUGUCAUUCAUACCAUUCACACCUAAAGACUGAAUUUUAUCUGUUUUGAAAAUGAACUUCUCUCGCUACACAGAAGCAACAAUAUGGUAGUCAGUUUUGUAUUUAGAAAUGUAAUGGUAGCAGGGAUGUUUUCAUAAUUUUUUCAGAGAUUAUGCAUUCUUCAUGGAUACUUUUUUGUAUUGCUGCUUGAAAAUAUGCGUUUCCAAACUUGAAAUAUAGGUGUGAACAGUGUGUACCAGUUAAAGCUUUCACUUCAUUUGUGUUUUUUAAUUCGGGAUUUUAGACGUUUUCUCCAAACUACAAACUGGUUUUUAAAUAUUGCACACUAUUUCUGUUUCCUUUAAUACCUACUUAGCCGAUUUUUAUCAACCCAUGGUCAGUUGGGAUACAUAGAAUUUAAUUUGGCAAAUUGUUAGUACCAUGUGGAAUACUAUUCUGGAAUACUUUAAUUUAGUUUUUAAUACUUAAUUUCAGACUUGGAAAAACAGUCAUUUUUCAUCUAUCUUUGGUAGUUUGUUGUGUAUGCAGAAUCUUUAUACAAAGUUGAUAUCAAAUACUUGAAAAAUAGUCAAAGCACAUUGGUUUUUGGUCAAGUACCUGCAUAUUGAUCCAGCAGUGAUGUGCAGAUGAUUGGUCUAAAAAGUUUUUUAAAAUUAUAUUACACCUGUCACUCACCCUUUUUACCUUUAUUCCUUUCUCCUUUCAACAAAACUAGAUACUUUUAUUGGUAAACGUUGUUUAUCCUACUUAAUAUUAUUCUUUGGGAAAGUAUCCUCUAGACUGGGGCAAUUCUAAUUCUUUCUGCUCUACAGGACUGGGAGGUGAGAAAGGGAGCAUCAUCUAUUUCUAAUACAGUCUAUUUAAAUUUCAUUUGGACUAUGGAAUUUUGGCAGUGCAGUAUGUUUAUAUAAAUACAUCACCAUCUGAUGUAUUUACACACUGUUCCAUUAGCUGCAAUUCUUGUUCUGAAGAGGAAAACAAAGGACACCAUCUAGGCCUGGGAGGAGAAUAUUUGACUCAUUUAAGUCCGAACAAAUCCCUUAAAUAGGAGACAUCUGUGGUCUGCAUGGGAUACAAACCAAAAAAACCUUACCUUUUGCUCUAAAUUUUGUUCUGAAGUUUUGCUCCAUUUCUUCACCCUUUGGUCUCUGAUUACUCGCUGACAAAUAAAUGUUUUUCAGAGGGUGAUUGUAAGAAGACCUGCUACGCCCUGUAGAAAUUCCUUCUAGGUUAAUUUAAUCCCUGUGAACAGGAACAUUACCACUUUCCAAAUAUGAAAGGACUUGAGAGAAUGACUAAUAAAAAAAGAUUUCUUAGGUUUUUUCUUUUGUCUGCAGCAUUUGUUAGGAGACUAGAAACAGGUUGCUCAUUUUAUUUAAUGUUUUAUUCUUAGAGCAGCUUUAAAAUAUUUGUAGUUUCUUAACCAGAUAGAUAGAAAACAAAUGGUAAUGCCCUAUUUUUUUAAAAUCUGUAUAGGACAGGCAAAAAAUAUUGGAAACCUUUGGAUAUGAAACUUUUGUUGUUUAGCUGGCUUGCUUUAUCUAAACUCUUUUCUACCCAAAAAACCCCAAUACACACUUGUGCUGAUUUAAACAAAUGUUAAUACCAUUGGAUUAGACUCUUGCAGUGCACUCACUUAUCAGUUUAAAAUAGUUGGCUCUGUGAAGGAGUACAUUUUUCCAAACAGUGGAUAGUAACAUUUUUUGUUCCUGGAUCAGACACUCAACAUGUUUUACACAGGUGCUUAGCAUUGGGAUAUUCCAGUUCCUGGCACCAAGAGGUAAAUCUUCAUUAAUUACUUGUGUUCCCUUUGCAAUUGCACAUUCCACACCAUGGAAUGUGUUGAAGGUUAUAAUGGCAUCUGUCAAUUAGGAAUACAACUGAUAAUACAACUGUGCAAAUAGCUUGAUUUCCAGAAUCACCUUAAUUGAAAAGCUUUUGCUGUAAUAGAAUCCCUUCCACCCAAACUAUAUAUUUGUGCUCUCCACCAUGAAUCUUAACUCUUUAUCCAGACUACUCCUGUGCCAGUCAAGCAUUUUGAGCCUUGCUACCCUGACAUUGUCACAGAAGUUGUCUGCCUCUUUGCAUAUCAGAGUAUAGAGCAAUACCUUGAAUAACAUGUCAGAUAUAAUACACCUUUUAAAGACAGCCUGUACAUAAAGUUGGUCCAUCUGCUGUUCUGAUAGAUGUAAAUUUGCCUCUUUUAGUCCAUUUAUGUCAAGAACUAAAACUGUGAAGUUAUCUCUCUCUAAUAUUAGUGGGUGUUAACUGACAUAAAGGUUUAUUUUCAUGCUCUUUUUAAAAAUGUCCUGAAAACAGACAUAAGAAUCCAUUUAGGUUCAGGUGUCUCUUCUAGUUUCUGUCCCAAGUGUUCUAAAUCUUAUGGUGGUAGUGCCCUGGCAUAUCCGUUGCCAGCAAUGGACUUCGCUUUGGGUAAAUGUCUCCCUCCAUUGAGUAGUUCCAAUAUUUGCUAUUGAUGAGCUUCUCUUCAGUAACUUGUCUUGUCCUCUUGCUUGCUCAUCAUGCUGCCAUGCUAUGACCAGAGCUUGUUCAUAUUUAAAAAAGCUGGGUCAGAACAGAAAAGUUCACUCAAUGUUUAUGGAGGGAAAUGGACAGAAUCACAAUACAGAUUGGCUUAUGAUUGUACUAAUUCAAAGGAUUGAGCAUGAAAGUUCAUCUUAUAACCUGAAUACCAUUGAUCCUGGUAGAAACUAUUAAGAUUGAUAGAUAAAUACAAGUGUUGGCCUCAUGGAAAAGGGCAUAAACUAUUUUAAGGAAAAUUAAACAAGGAUGAUAAGCCUUUUUUUGUGGA